Messenger RNA from Euleptes europaea (tarantolino), 1032 nucleotides. RefSeq names its product C-X-C motif chemokine receptor 6 (gene CXCR6). Gene Ontology annotation, molecular function: C-X-C chemokine receptor activity; coreceptor activity. NCBI's taxonomy places the organism in Eukaryota, Metazoa, Chordata, Lepidosauria, Squamata, Sphaerodactylidae. Gene Ontology annotation, biological process: chemotaxis; inflammatory response; immune response. Bases 1 to 1032 code for a protein of 343 amino acids. The transcript has a single exon. Gene Ontology annotation, cellular component: membrane. The record is from RefSeq and is a predicted model, not a curated record.
AUGAGCACCGAUGAGGAUUAUGACGCGUACCUCAGUGCAGUGUCCAAAUACGACUACGAGGAUGAGUUUUUUUCACAGUUUAGCAAACCUUUCCUGAUCUGCAUGUACUCAUUUGCCUGCAUCUUUGGAGUGUCUGGGAACGCACUGGUUCUCAUCAUAUUUGUUUUCCAUGAGAAAGUGAAGACAGUAACAGACAUCUUUUUAGUAAGCUUGGCUACCGCAGACUUAUGCUUCCUUGGCACGCUGCCAUUCUGGGCAUACUCUGCUGCUCAGGAGUGGAUCUUUGGCACACUGGCAUGUCAAGUCAUCCGAGGCUUCUACACCUUGAAUCUGUACGGCUCCAUGCUGACCCUCACCUGCGUGACGAUCGAGAGGUAUUUCGCAAUUGUCCAAGCCACCAAAGUCCAUGUCAGCCAAUCCAAAAGGACAAUCUGGGGCAAAGCAAUCUGCAUUUUUCUUUGGAUUGUUUCCCUGGCAUUUGCUAUGCCGCAAUUCGUGUACAGCACACAGGCCAAGUACGACAAAGUAGUAUGCCAUGCAAACUACUCAACUCUUCAUAUGGAACAAUCCAUUGAAGUCACUCAAAUGUCUCUUGGGUUCUUCUGCCCUAUGCUCGUCAUGCUUUUUUGCUACUUAACCAUUAUAAACACUUUGCUCAAAGCAAAGGGUUUCCAAAAGCACAAAUCAGUAAAAAUAAUAUUUGCUAUUGUCGCAACAUUUUUUUGUACGCAGGCACCCUACAACUUGCUGAAACUGAUUCGUGUUGUGGACCGGCGUAUCCUCUUCAGCCGCCAUUAUGAAUACGCACUGAUCGUAACAGAAGCAAUUGCCUAUUUCCACAGCUGUCUCAACCCUGUCCUCUACUUCUUCAUCGGAGUGAAGUUUAGGAAGAAUCUGAAGAAAAUAGUUAAAAACAUUGGGUGCGCCAGGCACCGACAAACGGCAAAGCAAUGGCAAACAACCGAAGACAACAGCUCAAAAAUGGGCACUGCUUCGAACAACGUAGAAGAAACAAGCUUGCAUCCACUGUAA